AUGCAUUGUGUUAAAAAUAUAAUAAAAGUAUCAAGACCUUUGAUACAGAAAAGAUUAUUAAAUAAUUCCGCAGUUAAUCCUGCAACAAGUGCCUCUGCUGCUUCUACAAUUUCAAAUAAGAUUAAAGAAGAAUUACAUAAACCAGGUCAAGAUAUUAUUAAAAAUGCAUUCCAAGUUAAUCAAGAUAAUGGGACAAGACCUAUUUAUUUAGAUGCUCAAGCUACUACUCCAACUGAUCCAAGAGUUUUGGAUGUUAUGCUUAAAUUUUAUACUGGUUUAUAUGGUAAUCCUCAUUCAAAUACACAUGCUUAUGGUUGGGAAACUGAUAAAGAAAUUGAAAAAUCAAGAAAACAAGUUGCUGAUUUAAUUGGUGCUGAUCCAAAGGAAAUUAUAUUUACAAGUGGUGCAACUGAAUCAAAUAAUAUGGCUAUAAAAGGUGUUCCAAGAUUUUAUAACAAGACUAAAAAACAUAUUAUAACUUCCAAGACUGAACAUAAAUGUAUCUUGGAUUCUGCGAGACAUUUACAAGAUGAAGGUUUUGAUGUUACUUAUCUUUCAGUUAAUGAAGAUGGAUUAAUUGAUUUAGAAGAAUUAGAAAAAGCUAUAAGAAAAGAUACUGUCUUGGUUUCAAUCAUGGCUGUUAAUAAUGAAAUUGGUGUUAUUCAACCAAUUGAAGAAAUUGGUAAAAUUUGUCGUAAAAAUAAAAUUUUUUUCCAUUCUGAUUGUGCUCAAGCCGUUGGUAAAAUUCCAAUUGAUGUUAAUAAGAUGAAUAUUGAUUUAAUGUCAAUUUCAUCUCAUAAAAUUUAUGGUCCAAAAGGUGUUGGUGCAAUUUAUGUUAGAAGAAGACCAAGAGUUAGAAUGGAUCCAAUUAUUACAGGUGGUGGUCAAGAACGUGGGUUAAGAUCAGGUACUUUAUCACCUCCAUUAAUUACAGGUUUUGGUGAAGCUUGUAGAAUUAUUAAAGAAGAUAUGUCAUAUGAUCAAAAACAUAUUGAAAGAUUAUCAAAAAAAUUAAUGGAUGGUUUAUUAUCAAUGGAACAUACUCAAUUAAAUGGUUCAAAACAACAUAGAUAUGCUGGUUGUGUUAAUGUUUCAUUUGCUUAUAUUGAAGGUGAAUCUUUAUUAAUGGCUUUAAAAGAUAUUGCCCUAAGUUCAGGUUCUGCAUGUACUUCUGCUUCAUUAGAACCUUCUUAUGUUUUACAUGCUUUAGGUGCAGAUGAUGCACUUGCACAUUCUUCAAUUAGAUUUGGUAUUGGUAGAUUUACAACAGAUGAAGAAAUUGAUUAUGUUAUUAAAGCUAUUAAUGAACGUGUUGAAUUCUUAAGAGAAUUAUCUCCAUUAUGGGAAAUGGUUAAAGAAGGUAUUGAUUUAAAUUCUAUUGAAUGGUCUGGUCAUUGA
Hansenula ciferrii is the source of this 1398-nucleotide messenger RNA. It is a transcript of the gene NFS1, whose product is annotated as cysteine desulfurase. NCBI's taxonomy places the organism in Eukaryota, Fungi, Ascomycota, Saccharomycetes, Phaffomycetales, Wickerhamomycetaceae. Gene Ontology annotation, biological process: [2Fe-2S] cluster assembly. The transcript has a single exon. The record is from RefSeq and is a predicted model, not a curated record. The coding region runs from base 1 to 1398 and encodes 465 amino acids. Gene Ontology annotation, cellular component: nucleus; cytosol; mitochondrion. Gene Ontology annotation, molecular function: cysteine desulfurase activity; pyridoxal phosphate binding.